This is a messenger RNA of Prunus mume (Japanese apricot), 573 nucleotides long. Lineage: Eukaryota; Viridiplantae; Streptophyta; Magnoliopsida; Rosales; Rosaceae. The record is from RefSeq and is a predicted model, not a curated record.
AUGGGUUCUCCUGACUAUUAUAAGUCUCAUUCAUCCCCACGUGUUCCAAUGCUAUUGGUUCUCUUCUUCCUCGUGAUCAAUAUCACCCCAUCUUUGGCUCAAGACACCCAACAACUGAUCGAUCAUAUUUGCAGGCAGAUGGAGGAGUUUGGGUUUUGCAGCCAAACUUUCAAGGAGAAUUUGAAGUCUCCAAACGCUGAUAUUGUUGACCUCACCCAAAUAACCAUAGAGCGCGCCACAGACAAUGCCACCAAGACAUACGACUUUAUCAGGCAGGUGCUUGGCAACACAAACGACCCUGCACUCAAAAAUGCUCUCACAGAAAGUGAGAAUGGUUACCGUGUGGUGAUGGAGUCGUUUGACUCGGCUGCGCUGUCAUUUUUCCAGAAGGAUUCCGAGAGUGUGCAGAGGUAUGAGACUGUGACACCGAGGGCUGAGGCCAGCUGCGAAGACUCACUCAGCACACCGCCUAACACCCAGAACCCUCUUACUAAUAAAACUAGGCAGAUGAGGAUUUUGAUUGCUAUGGCUUUGGUUUCUUUGCAUGACCUAAUGGCUACCCAGCACAACUAG